AUCCCAAAGCCACGGGGGAAGCUUCCGUCUGGAGGAGAUUUAUUCGGAGACGACGACAGCGAGGACGGUCUCUUCAGCCCCGCGCCAACGAAGCCGCUGAAAUCCACCGGCCCCGCGGCAAGUAGACCUAAAGAGCCCUCGCCUCGGAUCGGAAAGUUACAAGCAAGUCUGGAUAUUAACCCAGCAGCUUUGCUGCCCGGCGAGACUCGGAAGCCUCCCCCGCCACACCUGGAGCCCCCCGGGGUACAGCACGCUCAGACGGCCCCCGCUCCGGGGAACAGCAAAGAGACGGGAGUCAGCUUCGAUCAUCCCGUGCAAGCGGACACUUUGCACAACGCAAACAAGAGCAGAAUCAAAAUGACGAAGAAACGUCGGCCGCCCACCAGAACCGCCAGGCGAUUGGCCGCCCAGAAGUCCAGCGAGAACGAAGGGAGUGAUGCCGAAGACGCCCCGCCGAUCCUCUCGACCUCUGUGCCACCGGUGACCCUGGGUACCACGGGAGCCAAUGAGAAGGUGCCAUUGCCUCGGUCGGCCAGCAACAGCGACCAGCCGCGUAAGACAGUCGAGGGCCCUGUCUCAAAGCCAACAGCCCCGCCCGAUGCAGACGAUCUCUUCGAGUCUGGCGACCUCUUUGAAGAUGCUGGAGGAUCUAAAGUGACCUCAAAGCCGAAGGUCAAGUCGGAAGCUGAGAGUCCGGCUAGCCACGCCCCUAAAGAAGGGGAGGGGCGGCCUGCUCCGUCGCCGCCCAGUGAUUCAAAUUGCGAAGACCUCUUCAAGCCUGUGAAGCCCUCGAAGAAAUCCAGCCCUGUGUCUUUCCUGGACAGCCAAGGCGACCUCUUCAGCAGUAAAAAACCUCUCAAAAGGAAAGCUGCCAAACCGGCUCCUCCGUCAGAUGCGGAUCCUACGGUCAAAGAUAUUUUUGAGGAUGAUAUCUUUUCCUCUGAAGCUGUUAAGCUACCACCUGUCAAAGCAAAAGAUCUGGAAGCCAACUUGUUUGACGACGAUGUCGACAUUUUCGCCGAUCUUGCCGUAAAACCGAAAGAGAGGAGCGCCAAGAAGAAGGUGGAAGCGAAAUCCAUAUUUGAUGAGGACAUGGAUGACAUCUUCAUGCCUAAUAGCCAGUCCAAGUCACAGACCAAAAAGACCCAACCUGUUCAGAUGCCUUCAGGAGCUAAAUCCGAGCCCAGAGCUUCAAGUACUUUUGAGGACCCGCUGAAUGCGUUCGAAGGCCAAUGAAGAUGUGGUUAAUGUCUCUUCUGCAAAUAUACUGAUCCUGCUCGGCAGUAAUGCCUUUUGCUUUUUAAUCAACCGAUACGAUGGGACCGUGAAUAUUCCUAGCCUGUCUCCUCACCUGGCAACCCAAAUCGGAGAUAACACGAUGAGCAUUACAAAAGCAAUCUCCAGCGAUACCAUUUCGCCAGGUGGUUUGAAUUCAUUAGCUUGUCCAGUCCUGUGCUGGUGUAAUCUGUUGUACAGAGUAAAGAUUCUAUUGUUCAAAGCUACCAAACCAGUCUCUGGUACUGGUAAAUAGCAAUUGUGA
This is a messenger RNA of Gekko japonicus, 1540 nucleotides long. RefSeq names its product putative WASH complex subunit FAM21. The record is from RefSeq and is a predicted model, not a curated record. The transcript is spliced from 6 exons. Gene Ontology annotation, molecular function: phosphatidylinositol phosphate binding; retromer complex binding. Gene Ontology annotation, biological process: retrograde transport, endosome to Golgi; protein localization to endosome. NCBI's taxonomy places the organism in Eukaryota, Metazoa, Chordata, Lepidosauria, Squamata, Gekkonidae. Gene Ontology annotation, cellular component: WASH complex; early endosome. The annotation marks the transcript as partial.